Molecule: messenger RNA, 680 nt
Organism: Sphaerodactylus townsendi
Lineage: Eukaryota; Metazoa; Chordata; Lepidosauria; Squamata; Sphaerodactylidae
Product: alpha-actinin-4-like
Exons: 5
Biological process (GO): muscle cell development; actin cytoskeleton organization
Cellular component (GO): cell projection; plasma membrane; Z disc
Molecular function (GO): actin filament binding
Source: RefSeq, a predicted model, not a curated record
UUUUGACCUGCCCCCAUUGCCUUAGGGAGGCUGUGUCUUGGGGAAAUUAUGAAGGGGGACAAGGGUCGCGCAGCCUCCGGGCGAUUCUCGUGCAGGCCGUGAGGACCGGCUUUAUUUCCAAAGGCACACUCCGCCUGUUGCUGGGCUCGGCCGAGACGGCCGCAAACAGGAUUUGCAAAGUGCUGGCGGUCAACCAGGAGAACGAGCACCUGAUGGAAGACUACGAGAAGCUGGCUUCGGACCUGCUGGAGUGGAUCCAGCGCACCAUCCCCUGGCUGGAGAAUCGCGUUCCCCAGAAGACCAUGCAGGAGAUGCAGCAGAAGCUGGAGGACUUCCGCGACUACCGGCGGGUCCACAAGCCCCCCAAGGUGCAAGAGAAGUGCCAGCUGGAAAUCAACUUCAACACGCUGCAGACCAAGCUGCGGCUGAGCAACCGGCCCGCCUUCAUGCCCUCCGAGGGGAAGAUGGUCUCGGACAUCAACAAUGGCUGGUGCCACUUGGAGCAGGCGGAGAAGGGGCACGAAGAAUGGCUGCUGAACGAGAUCCGCCGGCUGGAGAGGCUGGACCACUUGGCGGAGAAGUUCCGGCAGAAGGCGUCCAUCCACGAGUGCUGGACCGAAGGAAAAGAGAGUCCACCUAAACAUUAGGAAGAACUCCCUGACCGUCAGGGCUGUUGGACA